AUGAAAAAAGCGCUUCCCGUUCAAGAAUUCCAUGCUGAUUACGCAGGUAGGAUAGGGAUACGCUGUCCAGCGUACCACUUCGACUGCGAUCUCAACAAGCGUAUGCCGCUGUGUGUGCCAGUAGGGGCGUUGAGAAACUGCCGGCCUGAUUGCCCAAAUAUGUCUGAUGAAUGGUGCGGAAUCGGCAGAAUUCUUUGCGAUACGGCAGUUCGCGGUCUACCUUGCGGACGAUGUGUGACCUUUGAGGAAGCUCACGCAAAGUGUCGUGACAUAAAAUGGAAAGCUCUAUGUGAUGUGUCUGGAACCGUGAAAUGUGCUACCACAGAGAAUUGCGUACUUCCCCAGUGGAUUAUGGAUGGUAAGGAUGACUGUGGGGACGGAAGCGAUGAAGGUAUGCCAGUUAACCAAAUCUAAUG
Strongylus vulgaris is the source of this 416-nucleotide messenger RNA. The record is from the annotation of a GenBank genome assembly. Lineage: Eukaryota; Metazoa; Nematoda; Chromadorea; Rhabditida; Strongylidae.